Molecule: messenger RNA, 855 nt
Organism: Helobdella robusta
Lineage: Eukaryota; Metazoa; Annelida; Clitellata; Rhynchobdellida; Glossiphoniidae
Exons: 6
Biological process (GO): RNA 3'-end processing
Cellular component (GO): nucleolus; TRAMP complex
Molecular function (GO): mRNA binding; poly(A) RNA polymerase activity
Source: RefSeq, a predicted model, not a curated record
AUGUCUCCAAAACCUGAGGAAAGGUAUAUGAGGUCGGAUGUUGUCAGCAGGAUGCAGAUUGUCAUCAAGUCCAUUUGGCCUAAUGCUGAAGUUAAAGUCUAUGGCAGUUUCGAAACUGGCCUUUACCUGGCAACCAGUGACAUUGAUUUAGUUGUCUAUUGCAAUGAACUUGACACACAGGCAGCCUUGACAUUACUUGAGCAAAGGCUGCAGAAUAUCAGGGAUUAUGACGACGUGCCAAUAGUGAAGGUGCUAGACAAGCAAACAGCCGUUCGGGUUGAUAUUUGCUUCAACGUCGAUAGUGGCACAUCUAGUGCUGAAUUUAUCAAGGACAUGAUGCUAGUGUACCCCGAGUUGAAAUACCUGGUCUUGGUUAUGAAGCAGUUCCUCCUGUCACACAAACUGCUAGAGAUGUUCAACGGUGGUAUCAGCUCAUAUUGCCUGAUACUACUCAUUAUUAGCUAUCUGCAGUUGCAUCCAGAGGACAGGCACUCCGAGAACCACGGAGAUCGCCUGGUAAAAUUUCUCGAGCUGUACGGCCGAUUGUUUAACUACCUGAAGUGCGGGAUCAGUGUGAAAGAAGGCGGCUUUUAUUUCAGGAAAUCAGAGGAGGGCAAGGGCGAUACUACGAAUAGAUAUUCCUUACUUUGUAUCAAAGAUCCUUUCAAUGAUGAAAAUGAUGUAGGCGAGGGUUGCUUUGGAAUUGUGCAAAUCCGAGUGGAGUUUGAAAAGGCCUUCAGGGAGUUGUCUGAUGGUGUUUUGCCACAAUACGCCCACAUUCAACCGACGUCGACGAGUCUCCUAGGACGGAUUUUGACUAUCGCCCCGGAAGUUGUGACGUACCGGAAGUUCAUU